Messenger RNA from Ostertagia ostertagi, 837 nucleotides. Lineage: Eukaryota; Metazoa; Nematoda; Chromadorea; Rhabditida; Trichostrongylidae. The record is from the annotation of a GenBank genome assembly.
AUGGACUAUCCGGUCCUCAUCGACAGCGCAUACGGAGCCGACCCUGGACCGGAUGCCAUUCGCUCCUGCCCGUAUGAUCUGGCAUGCCUGAUGGAACAGAUGCCGCAGACCCACGCCGAGACAAUGGACGACUACGAGAUGAACGCUUUCACCGCUUUCGCCGACCGCCGCCGACGUCUCCGCGACUUCAUCUUCACCGGCGUGGAGCGGAAUCUCAUGGCAUCGGAGCACAAAACGCUCCUUUUCCUUGAACAGGCUAAUUCGGAGCGCAUCAAAACGCUCACGACGAGGUUCCUCAAGAUCUACGAGCCGAACGUCUUCCUUUGUACCAUCUCGUCGGCCAUAAACCUUACGACCAAAAACGGGUUGUGGCGUCGUCCCUCGCGCAAAUGGAGCACCGUCCUCUUGGACGAAGCUUCGAUGAUCCCGGAAGCCACCCUCAUUGGUCUUUUCUCGAGGUUCCCGGACGCUACAUAUACGCUCGUCGGCGAUAGCAACCAACUGCCACCCUACAUCGGCACACAAAGGGCACCGCUCGCGGUCACCCUUUGCUCGCGAUCCGUAUUGGACGUCGCCCGACGCGUUGGCAAUCCCCCAACGUGCAAGAUCAGCACCGUGUAUCGACCGCACCCCAACAUGAUGGCGCUCAACUCGCAUAUUUUCUACAACAACGAGUUGGUCUGCGGAACUCCCAAGGAGGCCCGCCUCGCGCUCCUCAACCGGGUAUGGAUGCCGAAUCCGGACCUCCCGAUCGCUUUUAUCAACAUCAUCGGCGAAUCGGUACAGUCGGUGACGGGAUCCAGAGCAACCCGUUCGAAGCUCGCGCAGUUGCCGUGA